Penicillium waksmanii is the source of this 1410-nucleotide messenger RNA. RefSeq lists its product as uncharacterized. NCBI's taxonomy places the organism in Eukaryota, Fungi, Ascomycota, Eurotiomycetes, Eurotiales, Aspergillaceae. The record is from RefSeq and is a predicted model, not a curated record. Bases 1 to 1410 code for a protein of 469 amino acids. The transcript has a single exon.
AUGUACGCUAUCACGCAAGUCUUGCAAAAUCUCCUGCACCGAUAUCUCAAAGACCCACCGACGGAGCCUACAUACAACGAUGGGCUGCAACCUCAUUGCAUAUCGCCCAGGGCGACACUACAUCUCUUUGAAAACCUCCAUCCUUCCUAUGAUCCAUCGACAGAGUGGUUAGAUGGCCGAACCCCUCCAUAUCCCCAUUUCGAUAAUGCGGCAAGAAUUCGGCUCCAUGUCAAAGCCGUGAAGGGUGCCCUUCUUAAGUAUAUCUUAGAAGGGUGCAAGAUUCUCUUGGAGAGGCAAGAUAAUCACUCGCUACUCUCCUCGAUAGACCAAGAUGAACGGCUGUGGGUGGCAGCGAUAUCUGUCCACAAGUAUGGAGUCUUAUACUUCGCUGCUCGCUGGGAGUGCCGAGAAGAGUUUCUGUCGAUAACAGAGUCCAACCGCCAGCUCUUCAAUAGAAUCAACGGCUUUCUCUCGUGCGAUAGUAACUCCAACAGGGCAAUAAAUUAUGGCGUCCAUCGGCUUGUUAACAGUUCGGAUUUAAAUGUCGAUUACCAGACCAAACUUAUUCCCCCAACUGCUAUAUCAGCAAUUGGCAUCAACCACAUCGCGGUUCGGGCAAAGGAUUAUGAAGGAGAAAGCAUCCGGCUGCUGGACCAACCCUCUGUACUGUGGGAUCUCCAUGACUUUGCCCAUCUUUCUGCAGCGUCCGUGGCCCCCGAGUUAUACGGGUCUAAGUACUUCACAGAUCUCAUCAAACUACCAUCCAAGCUCACAGCCUUGAUCCGGAGCCCAAAGAUGCACACCGCAGAGCCCAACCCUCUAUACUCAGACGGGGUCAUCUUCAGCGAGCUUCUCACCGUGCUAUUUACGGCUGAGAUAGAAACGGUACAAAAUGGGAAGAAAAAGCAUACCUACGAAUCCCUCACCGAUACUUUGGCCGAGCACAUUGCGGACUAUCUCCUGGCGCAGCGUGCGCUUCAGCACUUGACCACAGGUCGAAUGUUGAAGGCGACAAGUCCCAUAUCGGCCAUCGAGCUGGCGACACUGGUGCAAAAUAAGGCGUAUGAGCUGACGGCCAGCGAGAUAGAACAGCGGGUGUUCACGCGAGGCGGUCCUGCUGGCGAUUCGACGGAUGAACUGGAUGGACUGCCUGCAUUUGAACGGAUCAAGUUUCUGGCAAGCUGUCGGCGAUGGCUGUAUUUUGAGAUUCGAAAUACCAUCAAACAUCGCGCCCAACGAUUGGCGUAUCAGAAAGUGGCCGAGCGUAUGCUUGCUCAAGAUGGGGAGCUGUCAAUUGCGUGCAGCGACCGUGCUCUCUUGACUAGUAUUCUUGAUAAUAUUCGCUAUCAGGGGUGGGAAAAUAACAGCGUGGUGAAUCUUUGGCAAAUGAUCAAGGAUUCGGGGGUUUAA